UAUAAGGAGAAGGAGGAGGUGGACAAGCAUCGUGGUCUGAUUAUCAUCACAGAGAAGGAGAAAUACGGACGAGAAAGCAGUCUGUCUGGUUCAGAGUAUCUACAUCAUUACCAGGAAAAACCUGCGGAAAAACAAACAAUCGAGGAGCGCCCGGCUCUUCCGGUUCGCAGUCGUCUUCCUCAUACACGUUUAAGGGGCGUGGAGCGGCAGCUUUCAGCGCGACCGUUGAGGGUUCUUCAAUGAAUGCAGCCGGAACUUUGACGUUUCCACUCCCAACAGCCCGUGACAUCCUCUUACCCAAAAUGAUCUCUGUGUUGAUGCCUCACUGAGUUCUUUUGGUUUGACUUUGGAUCCCUCUCCUGUUUCUGUUUUGACAGUGACUUAAAUCUAAAACUUUCCAUUGCACCCAUCCAUAACCUUGAGCACUGUCACAUAUUUCUCUUUUUCUGUGAGCUUCAAACCAAAUCUGUCAAAAUGCAUACUGGAUUGGAAGUAGUGGACAUUGCAGUGGUAGCCAUGUAUUUUGUCCUGGUGCUAGCCAUUGGGCUUUUUGCCAUGUGGAAAGCCAAUCGCAGCACCGUAAGCGGGUACUUCCUGGCUGGACGCUCCAUGACGUGGAUAGUGAUAGGUGCAUCACUGUUCGUCAGCAACAUUGGCAGCGAACAUUUCAUCGGCCUAGCCGGGUCGGGAGCAGCGAGCGGCUAUGCAGUAGGAGCUUGGGAAUUCAAUGCUCUUCUACUGCUGCAGCUGCUUGGAUGGGUGUUCGUCCCUGUAUACAUCCACUCAGGAGUCUACACCAUGCCAGCCUACCUGUCAAAACGCUUUGGUGGAAACAGACUGAAGGUUUACUUUGCUUGCCUGUCUGUGCUGCUUUACAUUUUUACCAAACUCUCUGUGGACCUCUAUGCUGGUGCUCUCUUCAUUCAGGAGUCCUUGGGGUGGAAUCUGUAUCUUUCAAUUGUUCUACUCAUCAGUAUGACUGCUCUGCUCACUGUCACUGGUGGGUUGGUGGCAGUGCUCUACACAGAUACCCUUCAGGCAGUGUUGAUGAUUGGUGGAGCCCUAACCCUAACCAUCAUGAGCCUAGUCAAAGUGGGUGGGCUAGAGGGUGUCAGAACCAAGUACAUGCAAGCCAUUCCUAAUGUCACUGCCAUCAUGGCUUCUGGAAACUUCACUUAUUCACCUUCUUGUCGCAUAGAGCCUAAACCAAACUCGCUACGUAUUCUUCGCGGCCCCCUGGACGAAGACAUCCCAUGGCCAGGUUUCAUUCUAGGCCAGACCCCUGCAUCCAUUUGGUACUGGUGUGCAGACCAAGUCAUUGUUCAGAGAGUAUUGGCCGCAAAGAACAUUGCUCACGCGAAGUGCUCAACACUCAUGGCUGGGUUUCUGAAGAUCCUGCCCAUGUUUGUGAUAGUGAUUCCAGGAAUGAUCUCCCGCAUCAUGUUUGCAGAUGAGAUUGCCUGCAUCGGACCAGAGCACUGCAUGUCUGUGUGCGGUUCUACGGCUGGCUGUUCAAAUAUCGCCUACCCACGCCUGGUCAUGGCAGUAAUGCCCGUGGGACUCAGAGGUCUGAUGAUGGCAGUUAUGAUUGCUGCUCUGAUGAGUGACCUCGACUCCAUCUUCAACAGUGCAAGCACCAUCUUCACCCUGGACAUCUACCAAACCGUUCGGAAGAGGGCUUCUCAACGAGAGUUGUUGAUUGUGGGACGCACGUUUGUUGUGUUUAUGGUGGCAAUCAGCAUCGCCUGGGUUCCUGUUAUCAUUGAGAUGCAAGGAGGACAGACAUACCUCUACAUCCAGGAAGUUGCUGGCUAUCUAACUCCACCAAUCGCUGCCCUUUUCCUGCUUGGUUUGUUCUGGAAGCGGUGCAAUGAAACAGGUGCCUUUUGGGGAGGAAUGACCGGUUUCACACUCGGGACUCUACGACUGAUCCUAGCGUUCAUCUACCGUCAGCCUCCCUGUGACCAGCCAGACGACAGGCCCUCCUUCAUCAUUCACGUUCACUACAUGUAUUUUGCUGCUGGGCUGUUCUGGACUUCAGGGCUGGUGGCAGUAGUGGUCAGUCUCUGUACCUCUCCGCCAAGUGAUGAGCAGAUUCGUACCACUACAAUCGUGGGUCUCCGCAAGCUCAAAAAGAUUCCUCCAACGGAUCGAGAUGAAAUGUAUCGACUGGCUGAGAAGAGCCAGUGCAAUGGUGCAGGCAGCCUCUAUAAAGAGAUGCCUCUCAAUGUCAAAAAGGAGAGGUGCUUAGAUGGUGCCGAAGCCAAACUUCUGGUCCCAAACACAGAUCACGACCCUGCAACCCCCAGCACAGAAACCACCCCUGCCAGCACCCCUGCUGAACAACACAGUCUUAGAACAAUGGAGAUGAAUAAAGCAGAGAAAGGCUGCCACAGGAAAGAGGACAAAACCCCUUGCAUUCGUUUACUUGACUGUUUUUGUGGGUAUAAAGAAGAACCAAGUGCUCCACAGACAGUGACACAAGAAGAUGAGAGAGUCAUUGCAAAGAUGCUGUACGAGCCACCCAGAGUUAAAAUUCUCCUCAACAUUGCCCUGGUGUUGGUCUGCUCUGUGGGCAUUUUCAUGUUCAUUUAUUUCUCAUUGUAGCCGAAGAUUGCACUGAACUACCUGGAACUUUAGUGAGACAUUGUUUUGUUUGAUGGUGACAUUUUGGAGGUUUAGAGCUGUUACAGAAAGAAAGGAAAGUUUCAAAGAACAUAUCUGUGAUAUUUACAGUAGUUUUUGUAGCUCUCCAACAGGAAUCUAAGCUAAUUGUUAGCAUUUUAAAAUGAAUGAAGCUUCUCUAACAUAAAAAAGUACUUCUAAAUGACUUUGUUGUUAUUUAAAAUUUUUACUUGGGUUUUUCGAAUUGUUGCUGUCUGUAUAUUUGCUUUAUUUUCCUCAGGUGUUUUAAUAUUUGCUUGAGAAAAUGGGUUAUAAUAUUUUCCAGAGCUCCAUUUUUCUAAAGGGGUCCAAAAGAAACACCAGUUGCUUCACUAGUUGUGUGUACUGUUAUGUUUGCAGUGACUAUUGAAAUGAUUUGUUUAGAAUUGGUCUGUUUAAUGUGCUUGCAUUUAGAACCACUUAAUAAAGUUACUAGUAUUAAAAGCUGUGCACCGGUUCUGCAGCUCAGCUAAGUGGCAACAAAAGCACAGAACAUUUUUUAAUACUUUUAAAAUUAUUUCUACGGGAAAAUAUAAAUGUUACAUUUGGAUUAAGUGUUUAGCAAGUGUUACUCAUGACCAAUGGAUUAAAUACUGUGUUUUCACUUCUGAAUUUCUUUUGUAUAUAUUUUCUGGCUGUUUUUUGUGUUAUUUUCAGUUCAAGUUUAUUUAUAUAUCACCAAAUCACGACAAGAGUAGUCUCAAGGCACUUCACAUAGUAAACAUUCCAAUACAGGUCAGUUAAUUAAGCCAAUCAGUAAAAAGUUUCCUAAAUAAGGAGCCCAGCUAAUUUCACCAAGUUACUGACACCAGUCAUCAAUCCUCAUACUAAGCAAGCAUUUAGUGAGAGUGGAGAGGAAAACUCCCUUUUAACAGGAAAAAACCACCAGAGGAUCCUGGCUCAGUAUGAGCAGCCAUCCAUCACGACUCACAGGGGAUCGAGAAGACAGAGCGCGCGCAUGCACACACACACACACACACACACACACACACACACACACACACACACACACACACACACACACACACACACACACACACACACACACACACACACACACACACACACACACACACACACACACACACACACACACACACACACACACACACACACCAAGUAGUGUUUCUAUGGUUACAUUGAGAUUUCUUAGUAAAUAUUCUAUUUGGUGAGAGAUAAACCUUAUUGUAUUUAUCCUAGUGAAUCUAUAAUGAAACGGGUAAACUAGUAGUAGCACAUACCCAACCAUUUCAUAACCAACUUGCAGCCGUUUAUGCACUUGCAUUUUUAAACAAAAAAUCUUUUUAUUUGAUUUCGUUUCACAUGAUGAAAAGGUACUUGGAGUCUUUUGCCUUACGUUAGCAUCAUGUGCAAAUAUUUCAGUGCUCAUUGCAUCAACUAUAAUUUAGAUUUCUGUUAUAUUAGGUCAUUUAGUGUGUGUCUCCUAUGUGACGGUGAUUUACUAGUGAAGCAUCUGUUCGUUUUUCAAGUGCAUUCUGAUAAAACUACCAAAUGUGUCUUACUGUGCAUUGCUUUAAUGAUAAAAGAGGAAAAAGUCAAAAGGACAUAGAAUUUGUUCUUAUGAGCUCUGAGUAAAUACCACAUUUGUUUGAAGAUGACAUGUCACAGGUUUCCCAUGCGUGAUGUUUUUAAAAGCAUAAAUGGAGACUGAUGAUGUGGAAGAGAAAUGAUGCGUGUCAGGAUUAGCACUUAGCUGGAGGAGCUCACUCAUGUGGUCAGUGAUAAAUUUAGCAUUUAAAGCAACUGACCUGGAUUGUGGUCGUUAUUUCCAUCAAGUCCACACAUUAACAACAUACUCAUCAGAAUGCAAGAAAUAAAUACUGUUUUUUUUUUUUCAUUUUUGGAUUUUGAGUCCUGUGUUGACUCAAAAUGUUGGUGUGUGAAUAUUUACUCAUCAGCUGGGUUCAUUAAGAAGUGAUUGGUGUACAUGUGAAAGAGAUUUCAAAGUUUUUUUUCUUUCUUUUUUGGAGAGAGUAUGUAUAUAUAUAUAUAUAUAAAUAUAUAUUGUUAUUUUUAUGGAAUUUAUUUUUAGACUGCAAAUAAAGUUUUUGUUGAGACCAAAAAUAGUGUUUUUCGCUCUUUAUUUUCAGAAAUAAAAUAUAGAAAAAAUUAAAUAGAUGAAAAAGGCAGUUAGAAGAUUAUCGAGAAAAGUACGAUUAAUUUGAUCGACUUUUGAGAUUUAGGAGAUUUUUUUUAUUUAGUUUUGCAAUCUUUAUCUUUAAAAUGGCAUUAAGCUCUGAUUAGUUGUUUACUUUGUGAUUUCUCUCUUUUGCACUAAUAAGCCUUCAUUCAAGACCCUCUAAAUCACUUAAACAAAAUAAAACAUUUAACUGUAACUAAGUAAUCUCUCCUCAUCCCAAUCCUCCAUGUUUUUUCUUCAUAUUGGACUCUAUGGUAUUGACCAGGAUUAUGUAAACCCCAGUAAAGCUUUAUAAUCUGCUCAGAGCCAGAUGUAGAUUGGGUGAGCUCAAGCUUCUUUAGCAGACACUCAACCAAUCAAAAAGCCAACACUAGUAGCUUAUGAGUCCCUCCUACAUUUUA
Molecule: messenger RNA, 5226 nt
Organism: Nothobranchius furzeri (turquoise killifish)
Lineage: Eukaryota; Metazoa; Chordata; Actinopteri; Cyprinodontiformes; Nothobranchiidae
Gene: slc5a3b
Product: solute carrier family 5 member 3b
Biological process (GO): inositol metabolic process; myo-inositol transport; transmembrane transport
Cellular component (GO): plasma membrane
Molecular function (GO): D-glucose:sodium symporter activity
Source: RefSeq, a predicted model, not a curated record